Molecule: messenger RNA, 1116 nt
Organism: Camellia sinensis
Lineage: Eukaryota; Viridiplantae; Streptophyta; Magnoliopsida; Ericales; Theaceae
Source: RefSeq, a predicted model, not a curated record
AUGGGGGUCUUGGCCAAGGAAAUGGCAAAGGCUCUGUGGGAGUCCAUGGAAAUAUUGAGAGCCGAACAAGCAGCUAAGACCAUUGAAGGGGAGACAAGAGCUUCCUUCCUGAAAAAGGAGUUCUUUCGUUCUAAUCCUAUCGAGUAUAGUGGCGAGCCCGAUUCGAUGAAAGCUAACAAGUGGCUAGAGCAAAUAGUCAAGUCUUUUGAAAUCUUAGACAUCCGAGAACAUGAGUUGCGAGUGGCGUUGGUGGCCUACCAACCGAAGGGAGAGGCAGGGCAGUGGUGGAAAUCCAUUAAGCACAGGGUUGAACAUACUUGGGAAGCAUUUGUGCAAGCUUUCCAUGGAAAAUUCCUCCCUCCCACAGCUAAAGAACGAUUGAAGAAACAGUUUGAGCAACUAUUACAACUAGAUACACCAGUGGCGGAGUAUGAGGCUAAGUUUACUAGCUUAUCUCAUUUUGCACCCGAAUUAGUGGCUACAGAAGAGCGUAAGUGCCUUGAAUUUGAGAAGAGGUUGAGGCCGAAGAUCUUGAUGAAGGUGGUUGGCAAUAUGAUCCAUGACUAUGAUCGUUUAGUUGAAGCGAUAGCCCAUGUGGAGAUCACUGUGGAGGCCGAAGAGGCAAGGCAAAAGUCAAAGAGAGAAGGACAGUCUGAUACCAGGAGUGCCACGGGUUCUUCCAAGAGGUCCAGGGGUUUGUCAUCAUCUUGGAAAUCCCCUCCACAACAAGUUAAAUCUUCAAGUUCUGUGUCGGCUGGUAGUUCGGGAAACAUGCCCCGAGUUAUCAGUGCAUGUUAUAGGUGUGGCCAAAUAGGUCACAAGGUAGCGGAGUGUGGACAGAAAGGUGGAGCACGGUCUCAACCUGUGCAUCCACAAAGUCAAUCUCAAAAUAGGAGCCAACCACAUUCUUGUUACCAAUGUGGACAACCUGGACAUUUGAAGAAGUUCUGUCCGCAGAAAAUAGGGGUUUCAGAGGUGGCAGGAUCUAGGCAGUCUGGAGGUUUACAGACGGGUCAGGGCAGAGGCAACCAUAUCAGUCGGUUCAAUCAGGACAAGCAUCUAGAGCAGUUCAAGGAACAACAUCUGCUCAAUCCACAUAACAAGCUUAUGUUCUGA